Messenger RNA from Oryctolagus cuniculus (rabbit), 774 nucleotides. Lineage: Eukaryota; Metazoa; Chordata; Mammalia; Lagomorpha; Leporidae. The record is from RefSeq and is a predicted model, not a curated record.
AUGAGUUCUGCAGGCCGGGGGUCCUGGCGCUGCUGCUCAGCUCAGCCUCCCCUCGGAAUGAGCCCCGGAGCUCCCGUGGCGGGCCAGGCCCUGGCGCAACAGCAGGUUUGCACAGCUCCCCAGGGGGCUGCGGGGGACGAUGCUGCAGGAUUUUAUGCGGGGCUGGGACUCACCGGUGUGCCUUCCCCGCAGGUCCCGCCGUGCGGAGCAGGCGCGAUGGCCGGGCCCGGGCCCCGCUGGGGCAGGCACGUGGCGUUCCUGAGCAUCCUCCUGCUGGUGGCUGGGGUCAUCUCCCUGCUGUUUGACGCCCUCCUCUGCAGAGCCGGCAACGUCGUGGACCUGCCGCACUUGAGACUUGGCUUCUACAACUUCUGCCUGUGGGACGAGGACCUCGGCGCCCUGCGCUGUCACCAGUUCCCCGAGCUGGAGGCCCUCGGGGUGCCGCGGCUGGGCCUGGCUCUGGCCAGGCUCGGUGUCUACGGGGCCCUGGUCCUCACCCUCUUCGUCCCCCUGCCUCUGCUCCUGGCCUGGUGUAAUAGGAGCGAGGGGGAGUGGCGGCUGGCGGUGGGCUUCCUGGCCGCGGCCUCCGUGCUGCUGGCCGGCGGCCUGGGCCUCUUCCUCUCCCUCGUGUGGAAGUGGCUCAGGCUCUCUCUGCUGGGCCCGGCCUUUCUAGCUCUGGGCACGGCCCAGGCCUUCCUCCUGCUCUUGCUCAUGGCCACCGCUGUGUUCUCUCCGAGGGCUCAGGACGGGAGCAAGCCGGAGAGCUGCUGUUAG